AUGAUUCUGCUGAAACGAACACUGGAUGUACAUCCCGCAACCGGCUGCUGCGGAAAGCUGAAAGCUUUUCGACUUUCGGCAGAUAGAAGCCCUGUUGUUCACUUGUACGAUGGUGCAUUUUACAUAGAGAAAAUGGUGAAUGCCUUUACAUUUUUUGCCGUAGCAAUUGUUUGCAAGGUGUCGGCUGUUGGUGCAGAUAGCCCCAAAGUACAGGCGGGCAUGGUGGUUGGGAAACUACGCGUGGCACCGGCGAGCGGAAGAAAUGCGAUGAUUGGUAUUGGGAACGAUCCAGACCAGUUCCAAAUCGGCAUUGAUGGAUCAGGGGAGUUUAUUAUUGCAAGCCCGCGGAAAACGAUAUUGAGUGUCGACAACGAAGACACCAUGCGUAUCUAUGCCAACCUGACAACUAGGGAUAUCGAUGCUGGGAGGCUAUGGAAAGUUCGCUAA
This is a messenger RNA of Eimeria mitis, 447 nucleotides long. RefSeq lists its product as uncharacterized. The record is from RefSeq and is a predicted model, not a curated record. Bases 1 to 447 code for a protein of 148 amino acids. Lineage: Eukaryota; Apicomplexa; Conoidasida; Eucoccidiorida; Eimeriidae. The transcript is spliced from 2 exons.